AUGUCAAUAGCUACGUUUGUGUACCAGUGUCUAUCCUACCCGCAACGCAGAAAAACAAUUCAGAAUGCCCUCAGGAAUGCCCUUAACACACAGGCUCGCUUAUCUUAUCGGUUGCCAGAAGGUCCUGAAUUCCAACCUUUCACACUUGAGUUUCAUCGCGACUGGUGGCAUGAAGGAUGUGAGGUGAAGGAAUGGUACAAUAGCCUACUACAAGCGGGAAUAUCCACCACCUUCCGUUGUAUCCGUCAUUGGAAGAAGGUUGAUCCUCCAUUCAACCAUGAGUUCCUUGAGAUUGAACUCGAAGACAACCGCUCAUGUAUCCUGGAACGUAUGGGCAACGGCUUUGAUUUUGAUGCGUUGCGAUGGACAGGAUGUAGCUCUUGUGACAUCAUCCAAUGCUUUCCCUCAACCCAAGAGGCCACCCGUUUCAUAAAUCGCAGAAAUUGCAGAUUACUUAUUCAGGUUAUUUUCCCGCGCUCGUUUGAUUUGACUGAUGUGCUUAAAAUCUGUUACACCAUGAAGCAACACCCAAAUGCCAAACAAUACACCUUACAACACUUCAAUUGCUAUUUCUUGUGUUGCACCAUACUCUCCAUUCUGGUUCGUCAUGUUGCUUCAUGGCAAGACCGAAUAGCACCUUCUACAUGGGAAUCAAUAGUUGCUGAAACUCUGUUUGACUUGUCACAAUCAAGUCCCCAAAUGCUGUUGGAUGCACCUGUCAAGCCAACUCCGGAUCCCUCCGCUAUUUACUUCAAGAGGACAUGGAGGAAUCACCUGCCGCUAUGCUUGCAUAAUCCUAAAAAAGAUAUGAUACCACUGAAGCUAGUUAACCAGACCUUCGAAGCCUCGGAUUAUUCCCACAGCAUCAAUAAAUACGUUGCAGUUGGGAUAUAUGCGUUACUGGACGAGCACACCCAGCGCCGUGGGUCAAAGGAAUUCUUACUAAGGUUACUAAGAUCAAGACUGAGCGAUAUUGUGUAUGAGAGCUUGCGCGAGGAGGUAUCUAAUUGUCUCUGGCAAGACCGCUUGAAGCCUUCUGUUUUAAAUGCCAUCAGGCCUUAUGUGGCGGGUCUAAUUACAUUUAUUCGAAAUGACGUUAAUAAUACAGCCGAUUCCAUUAAAAUGGGAGAUUUAAUUGGUGGCAUAAACAGUAUGAAGUUCCCCCGGGAUGAUCUUAACUUCUCCUCAAUACAGAAAGAAGUACAAAGGGGGUUCUUUCGGGCGUUUAUUAGAAUAUGCUAUCAUCACAUCAACAUCACUCGAGCAGAUUACGAGAUGGAAACUUUUGAAGGGCGGCACCCACGAUGGAAGCGAAUCGUUGCAUUCAUUCUUGCGCUAUUUGUAGCCCUUCUCACUUAUCCAGCGGUUGUGUUGUUUCCACAUUAUAUUUUGAAGAUCUUUGGUACAUUGAGGCAAGAUUUAGUCAUACUAGAGAUGUGUAGCUCAUUUGAAGGUGCGGAGUACUUUGAACCUAAUCCUUGUCACAAUACUGACAACCAAAGGCCUGUGAAUUGCGUGUAUAGUGAAUCCAAGGCUGAUGGUUCGCGCUUUCCCUCUGGAAAUUUUGGUACUACAAUUUCAAUAUUUUGGGCUUGGAAUGUUCAGUGA
Molecule: messenger RNA, 1608 nt
Organism: Rhizoctonia solani
Lineage: Eukaryota; Fungi; Basidiomycota; Agaricomycetes; Cantharellales; Ceratobasidiaceae
Product: Isoleucine-tRNA ligase
Exons: 1
Coding region: 1-1608 (535 amino acids)
Source: RefSeq, a predicted model, not a curated record